Myotis brandtii (Brandt's bat) is the source of this 2602-nucleotide messenger RNA. It is a transcript of the gene GRM6, whose product is annotated as glutamate receptor, metabotropic 6. Gene Ontology annotation, molecular function: adenylate cyclase inhibiting G protein-coupled glutamate receptor activity. Gene Ontology annotation, biological process: G protein-coupled glutamate receptor signaling pathway; regulation of synaptic transmission, glutamatergic. The record is from RefSeq and is a predicted model, not a curated record. Gene Ontology annotation, cellular component: membrane. The annotation marks the transcript as partial. The transcript has 11 exons. Lineage: Eukaryota; Metazoa; Chordata; Mammalia; Chiroptera; Vespertilionidae.
CUGCGCGCCGCGCCCCCCGAGCGCGUGGUGGCUGUCGUGGGAGCCUCGGCCAGUUCAGUCUCCAUCAUGGUCGCCAACGUGCUGCGUCUGUUUGCGAUUCCCCAGAUCAGCUAUGCCUCCACAGCCCCUGAGCUCAGCGACUCCACACGCUACGACUUCUUCUCCCGUGUGGUGCCUCCUGAUUCCUACCAAGCCCAGGCCAUGGUGGACAUCGUGCGGGCAUUGGGAUGGAACUAUGUAUCCACGCUGGCCUCCGAGGGCAACUAUGGAGAGAGCGGGGUUGAGGCUUUUGUGCAGAUCUCCCGAGAGGCAGGGGGAGUCUGUAUUGCCCAGUCCAUCAAGAUUCCUAGAGAACCAAAGCCAGGAGAAUUCAACAAGGUUAUCAGACGACUCAUGGAGACUCCCAACGCUCGAGGCAUCAUCAUCUUUGCCAACGAGGAUGACAUCAGGAGGGUCCUCGAGGCUGCACGCCAGGCCAACCUGACUGGCCAUUUCCUGUGGGUUGGCUCAGAUAGCUGGGGAGCCAAGAUCUCACCCAUCCUGAACCUGGAGGACGUGGCAGUGGGGGCUAUCACUAUCCUGCCCAAAAGAGCUUCCAUUGAUGGAUUUGACCAGUACUUCAUGACACGCUCCCUGGAGAACAACCGCCGGAACAUCUGGUUUGCAGAGUUCUGGGAAGAGAAUUUUAACUGCAAACUGACCAGCUCAGGUACCCAGUCAGACAAAUCCACCCGCAAAUGCACAGGCAGCGCAGGAACCCCAGUGAUGUUCAAUGAGAAUGGGGAUGCGCCCGGGAGAUAUGACAUCUUCCAGUACCAGGCGUCCAACGGCAGUGCAGGCAGUGGCGGAUACCAGAGCGUGGGCCAGUGGGCGGAGACGCUCAGGCUGGACAUGGACGCCCUGCAGUGGUCAGGAGACCCAUGGGAAGUGCCGGCAUCUCAGUGCAGCCUCCCCUGUAGGCCUGGGGAGCGGAAGAAGAUGGUGAAGGGCGUGCCCUGCUGUUGGCACUGCGAGGCCUGCGACGGGUACCAUUUCCAGGUGGAUGAGUUCACCUGCGAGGUCUGCCCAGGGGACAUGCGGCCCCUGCGCAACCACACCGGCUGCCGCCCCACACCGGUGGUGCGCCUCACCUGGGCCUCUCCCUGGGCCGCCCCGCCGCUCCUCCUGGCGGUGCUGGGCAUCACGGCCACCACCGCAGUGGUGGCCACCUUCGUAAGGCACAACAACACACCCAUCGUCCGCGCCUCAGGCCGAGAGCUCAGCUACGUGCUGCUCACCGGCAUCUUCCUCAUCUAUGCCAUCACCUUCCUCAUGGUGGCCGAGCCUGGGGCGGCCGUCUGCGCUGCUCGGAGACUCUUCCUCGGCCUGGGCACCACCCUCAGCUACUCUGCCCUGUUCACCAAGACCAACCGCAUCUACCGUAUCUUCGAACAGGGGAAGCGCUCUGUCACGCCCCCGCCCUUCAUCAGCCCCACCUCGCAGCUGGUCAUCACCUUCGGCCUCACCUCCGUGCAGGUGGUGGGAGUGAUGGCAUGGCUAGGGGCCCAGCCCCCACACAGCGUGAUCGACUAUGAGGAGCAGCGGACGGUGGACCCAGAGCAAGCCAGAGGGGUGCUCAAGUGCGACAUGUCAGAUCUAUCUCUCAUCGGCUGCCUGGGUUACAGCCUCCUACUCAUGGUCACAUGCACAGUGUAUGCCAUCAAGGCCCGUGGUGUGCCUGAGACCUUCAAUGAGGCCAAGCCCAUUGGCUUCACCAUGUACACCACCUGCAUCAUCUGGCUGGCUUUUGUGCCUAUCUUCUUUGGCACUGCGCAGUCAGCUGAAAAGAUAUACAUUCAAACCACCACACUGACUGUGUCCCUGAGCCUGAGUGCAUCGGUGUCCCUCGGCAUGCUCUAUGCACCCAAAACCUAUGUCAUCUUGUUCCACCCGGAGCAGAACGUACAGAAGCGGAAGCGGAGCCUCAAAGCAACCUCCACAGUAGCAGCCCCACCCAAGGGAAAUUAUUGUUCCAGCGGCACCCCAAGAAGCCCACUUCCACCAGUAACAGUGGGGGACAUAGAGGACACACCACCAAUAACGGAUGGCAACUCAGCUGGGAAUUCAAUAGGUGAAGAAAUGGCUCUAGAAAGCGGGAAAGCAUCCCUUCUCAUAAUCUCUGAAGCUGCAGAUGGAGAAACAGCAGAAGGAAAUCCUGGCCUGGAUUAUGCGACUGCACUCAGAAGCAGAAACCUAUUUCAGCUGCGGAGCUCAGCCGCUUCCCUUCUGCAACUCCUCACCUCCAUCCUGCCAGCUUUUUCACAGCUUCCCGGGUGCAGCGGGUCACAGACACACACUGCUAAAGCCCAGGGGGGAGGGGGGAGGGGGAAUACUUAGGGCAUGGUUCGAGCCCAGCACCAAGGGUCCCCAGACUCUCGCUUCCCUCUGCCUCUACCCUGGCGGUACUCCUGCCUCUGCAGCAUGAAACUGGCAGGGCACCAGCGGAGAGCAGGCGCACACUCAGUGCUGCUUGGAUUUUACUACAGUGCCUUUCCCUGCUCUCCACCUCCCUGUGACUAAGACCUCCCUCAGAAGGCUUGGAAAUUUGCCCCCUUCGGGCAUU